AUGGAUCGACUUAUUAGCAUUCUACAAUUUGACUCUAUCGGCCCAUUGCAGCCCAAAUCAAGCAAAUUAACAAUUGCUUUGCUAGUGUCGACCUGUUGUGUCUUCGCCGUGACAACUGGAUACGAUGCUGGCUUGAUGAAUGGCGUCAACAUGAUGCCUCAGUACGUGGAUUGGUUCCAAUUGACGACGGUGACAAAGUCCCUGAGCACUUGUUCAUCUUACAUCGGAUGGUUUAUUGCUGCACUUCUCAUGGGCCCUGUUGUUGAACGCACUGGUCGCAAGGGCGGCAUCUUCAUUUCCAUCAUUCUCAAGCUCAUUGGUAUUGCAUUGAUGGCUUCUUCUCAAAGCGUCGGCAUGUUCAUUGGUGGCCGUAUUAUCUUAGGAUGGGCUAAAGGGACUGCAGCUAUUGCUUCUUCCACGGAAAUUCUCAACGCAAUGCGACAGGAGCAAGACAGUGGACAGACACUCUCGUAUGUAGAGAUUGUGCGAACGAGCAAUUCUCGCAAACGCCUCAUUCUUGUUACGAUCAUCCUCAAUUCAUGGUCAUUAGUCUGCGCAAUGUCUGGCACCUUUCUCACGGACAAAGUUGGGCGAAAGACGCUGUGCUUGAUGGCAUGCAUUAUGAUGACCAUUACCAUGUUCUUGAUUGGAGUUUUAACUAAGUUCUUUGGAGAUGGAGCCGAUAUUCCCGGGGUAUAUGCCACAAUUGCCAUGAUUUUUAUUUUUCAAGGGUCCUAUAGCUUCGGUAUCGCCCCCAUAACUCAACUUUAUCCGCCCGAGGUGCUUAACUACUCGAUUCGUGCAAACGGGAUGGCUGCUUGGACUCUUGUUGUUAAUUUUUCCGGACUUCUCUCAACGCUGGCAUUGCCAAUUGCGCUGGCAGCUAUUGGUUGGAAAAUGUACAUCAUCAACGGUGUGUGGGAUGCACUGCAAGCACUAUUUGUGGCAUUGGUUUGGAUCGAGACCAAAGGUCUGUCACUUGAAGAUAUUGAUCGGGUGAUUGACGGCAAUCCGCCACUUAAUGGCCUGGAUCCGGAAGGGGACUAUGAAAAAAAUGACAGGAAAGGCCCGGAUCUGAUCACAGAGCAUGUAGCUCAAAAAAAGACCGAUGUUAAACAGUCUUUCUGA
Penicillium expansum is the source of this 1128-nucleotide messenger RNA. Its product is annotated as Major facilitator superfamily domain, general substrate transporter. NCBI's taxonomy places the organism in Eukaryota, Fungi, Ascomycota, Eurotiomycetes, Eurotiales, Aspergillaceae. Gene Ontology annotation, biological process: transmembrane transport; carbohydrate transport. Bases 1 to 1128 code for a protein of 375 amino acids. Gene Ontology annotation, molecular function: carbohydrate:proton symporter activity. The record is from RefSeq and is a predicted model, not a curated record. Gene Ontology annotation, cellular component: membrane. The transcript has 7 exons.